GCCACAGCCGCCACACGUCGAGGCGCACUGACGAGCCCUGGCGCCAUGAUCCGCCAAGGCUACGGCACGCCGACGCUGGCGAAGCCUUCCAAGGAGUUUGUCAAGCACAAGCGGCAGUCUCUCUCGCCCGAAAACCGGCAGAGCUCUGCGUUCUCGCCGCCGUCGCGCGGGCUCGGACGAGCCUCGAAGGUGCCUCCGCCUAAGUCGCCUCACGGCGGUGAGGCCGCUAUCUUCUCACGCAGCGUCUCACGCGGCGGGGAAAUCGCCGCAAAUGCCGCCGAGAGCGCCGGGUGCAACAACAUCCCCGGGCUCAAGGGCAUGAUCAAUGACAUCUUCGACGCGGCCGACACAAACAAGGACGGCCGGGUCGACAUCGACGAGAGCUACGUCCUCAUCCUCAAGCUCUACAUCAAGGUGAACCGGCAGGCUCCCGUCAACCCUCCGAGCCGCGAGGUCUCCGAAGUGCUCUUCCGCGCUGCAGACAACGACGGCAGCGGCCGGCUCAACAAGGAGGAGUUCCUCGAGCUCGCGACGACGCUGCUGGGCCGCGCAGGCCUGCGCGUCGCCGCGUACAAGGCAAUCACCCUCUUGGCGGCGCCGUUUCUGGGCGCCUAUUUGGCCGCCAUGGCCUGCCGCAGCUACGCCGCCGCGCCGGGCGGCGGAGGGGGGCCGCGGCCGUUGUGGGCUGCGUCCGUCGACGGGUUGCUUGCGGGGCUUGGGUCGGUGCUGCCUGACUCCGCGGAGGCGGCGGUCUUUAGCGAGGACUUCCUCCGCACGCUGCUGAUGAUCGCCUUCAUCGCGACGCUCGGCACGAGACGUAGCCGAGACAUAGCCGGGAGAUGGGGGGAGAUGACGCCUUCCGUGCUGGCCUUCUGCUCCGUGGAGGAGGCCUCGUCACUAGCCAGUGGCCGUGACCUGCCCAGGCAAGACAACUCUCGCCGCCUUCGACUCGCUCCUAAACUUCUUUGCCCGCCGCGAGGCGGACGAGUCCGAGCCGCCCGCGACGAUGAAGGACGCGCUGACCGGCGCCGCGUCGGGGCUGGUGCAAGGCGUGGCGGGCGCGUCGUCUGCCGCCGCGGGCGAGGCGCUCGCCUGACCACUUCUCCAUGUAGCUGCAGCUUGGCGUCGCUCUGCUCGCCCCGCGGCGCCACACUUGCUGGCGAGGUCGAGGCCCUUCGGACCGGCCCCACUUGCCGCUGCGAGGUGGACGGCCAAACAGCUCCGGGGCGUUCCACCUGCGAUCGACGCCGUUGGGGAGUUGAGGUUGAGGGACCCCGACUACGCAGGUACGGGUACCAUGUGAGGUGCAUCCUCUUAUGUUAAAUCGCGUGUACAGUCGUAUGUGUGCCCGGCUAGUCUUUCAUUUGUAAGCGGCAUAAAGUCGGGCACUU
Messenger RNA from Emiliania huxleyi CCMP1516, 1391 nucleotides. RefSeq lists its product as hypothetical. Lineage: Eukaryota; Haptophyta; Isochrysidales; Noelaerhabdaceae. The record is from RefSeq and is a predicted model, not a curated record. The transcript has 12 exons. Gene Ontology annotation, molecular function: calcium ion binding. The annotation marks the transcript as partial.